This is a messenger RNA of Tachyglossus aculeatus (Australian echidna), 5941 nucleotides long. RefSeq names its product DENN domain containing 5B (gene DENND5B). The transcript is spliced from 21 exons. Gene Ontology annotation, molecular function: guanyl-nucleotide exchange factor activity; small GTPase binding. The coding region runs from base 169 to 3747 and encodes 1192 amino acids. The record is from RefSeq and is a predicted model, not a curated record. Lineage: Eukaryota; Metazoa; Chordata; Mammalia; Monotremata; Tachyglossidae.
UACCAGUGGCUAGAAGCAGAUCUUCAUGGCAAGAGCCACGAUGCUGCGAACAGAACCACAGGGGAAAACUUUGACCAGAGUCCCUUGAGAAGAACGUUCAAGUCCAAAGUUCUGGCCCACUACCCUCAGAAUAUAGAGUGGAACCCUUUCGAUCAAGAUGCCGUCAACAUGCUGUGCAUGCCGAAAGGCCUCUCCUUCCGGACCCAGGCGGACAACCGCGACGUCCAGUUCCACUCGUUCCUCAUCACCCGGGAGGACGGGUCGCGCACCUACGGCUUCGUGCUGACCUUCUACGAAGAGGUGACCAGCAAGCAGAUCCGCGCGGCCAUGCAGACCCUCUACCAGAUGCACGACGCCGAGCGCGGAGGCGGGGGCUCCUACGCCUCGCCCCGCGGCGCGGGCAGCCCCGACGGGGACGACGCCAGCUCCCCGGCUCGGCUCGGGGGGAACGGCUCGUACGACGUGGGCCGGGACACCCUCUACGUCUCCAAGAGCAUCUGCCUGAUCGUGCCGCUGCCCUUCAUGCGGGCCUGCAGGAAGUUCCUCGGCCAGCUCUACCGGGCCGUGGCCUCCCGCCAGCCCCCGCCCCUGCCCCUGGAGAGCUACAUCCACAACGUGCUGUACGAGGUGCCCCUCCCGCCUCCCGGGCGGUCCCUGAAAUUCUACGGGGUGUACGAGCCCAUCGUCUGCCAGAGGCCCGGCCCCGGAGAGCUGCCGCUGUCGGACUACCCGCUGCGGGACACCUUCGAGCUCCUGGGCCUGGAGAACCUGGUGCAGGUGUUCACCUGCGUCCUGCUGGAGAUGCAGAUUCUGCUCUAUUCCCAAGAUUACCAGCGGCUGAUGACCGUGGCCGAAGGGAUCACCACGCUUCUCUUCCCUUUCCAAUGGCAGCACGUCUACGUGCCCAUCCUGCCCGCCUCUCUCCUCCAUUUCCUCGACGCCCCCGUCCCUUACCUCAUGGGUCUACAGUCUAAAGAAGGCGCGGACCGAUCCAAACUGGAACUUCCCCAAGAGGCCAACCUGUGCUUCGUGGACAUCGAUCACCAUUUUAUCGAGCUGCCCGAAGAAUUCCCGCAGUUCCCUAACAAGCUGGAAUUCAUCCAGGAGAUCUCCGAGGUUCUCCUUCAGUUCGGGAUCCCUCCCGAGGGCAACCUCCACUGCAGCGACAGCGCCGCCAAACUCAAGAACUUGGUCCUGAACGACCUGGUCAUCGACAAAAAGAACGGCAACGUGUCCCCCCACACCCUCAGCGUGUACGAGCUCCUGAAGGGGAACGAGACCAUGGCCCGCCUCCAGGCGCUCGCCAAGAGGACCGGAGUGAGCGUGGACAAAAUGGCCCUCGCCUCCCCCCUGGCCGAGAAGGAAAACGAUUUCAAGCUGCAGUGCGAAGAGUCGGAACUAAGGGACUAUAAACUCAACAUUCAGCUCCGAGAGGUCUUCGCCAACCGCUUCACCCAGAUGUUCGCCGACUACGAGGCCUUCGUCAUCCAGACGGCGCAAGACAUGGAAUCGUGGCUGACCAACCGGGAACAAAUGCAGAACUUUGACAAAGCUUCCUUCCUGUCCGACCAGCCCGAGCCUUACCUUCCGUUCUUAUCGCACUUCAUCGAGACCCAGAUGUUCGCCACCUUCAUCGAUAAUAAGAUCAUGUCACAGUGGGAGGAGAAAGACCCCCUGCUUCGAGUUUUUGACUCCCGCAUCGAGAAGAUCAGACUGUAUAACGUAAGGGCUCCUGCCUUGCGGACUUCUAUCUAUCAGAAAUGCAGCACUUUAAAGGAAGCAGGUCAGUCGAUUGAGCAGCGGCUGAGGAAGAUGGAUCACACUGCCAUCCACCCUCAUUUGCUUGACAUGAAGAUCGGUCAAGGCAAAUACGAGCAGGGGUUCUUCCCCAAAUUGCAGUCGGAUGUCCUGGCGACGGGACCGACUAAUAAUAAUCGCUGGGUGAGCCGGAAUGCCACCGCUCAACGGAGAAAAGAUCGUCUCCGCCAACACUCGGAGCAUAUCGGAUUAGACAACGACCUGAGGGAGAAAUAUAUGCAGGAGGCGAGAAGUUUGGGAAAAAAUCUGAGGCAACCGAAGUUGUCAGACCUUUCUCCAGCUGUAAUUGCCCAAACCAACUGCAAAUUCGUGGAGGGUUUACUGAAAGAAUGCAGAAUGAAGACGAAACGCAUGUUGGUGGAGAAGAUGGGCCAUGAAGCAGUGGAGCUUGGCCAUGGGGAAGCCAAUAUCACAGGCCUGGAGGAGAACACCUUAAUCGCCAGUCUCUGUGAUCUUCUGGAAAGGAUAUGGAGCCACGGCUUGCAAGUCAAACAGGGGAAGUCUGCCUUGUGGUCACAUUUAAUUCAAUACCAGGACAGAGAAGAGAAGCAAGAACACCUUGCUGAAUCUCCAGUUGCCUUGGGCCCAGAAAGAAGAAAGUCUGACUCUGGCAUUAUGUUUCCAACCUUCAGGGUCAAUCUUAUCCAAGACAUGAGGCACAUUCAGAACAUGAGCGAGAUCAAGACGGAUGUGGGGCGAGCCCGAGCUUGGAUCCGUUUGUCUCUCGAGAAGAAACUUUUGUCUCAGCACCUUAAGCAGCUUCUUUCCAACCAGCCACUCACCAAGAAACUCUAUAAGCGUUACGCUUUCUUGCGAUGUGAAGAAGAACGAGAGCAGUUCCUUUUUCACCUCCUUUCGCUCAAUGCCGUGGAUUAUUUCUGCUUCACCAGUGUCUUCACUACUAUCAUGAUCCCAUACAGAUCAGUCAUCAUCCCAAUCAAAAAACUGAGCAACGCCAUCAUCACCUCCAACCCGUGGAUUUGUGUCUCGGGGGAACUGGGAGAUACGGGAAUAAUGCAGAUUCCAAAGAACCUUCUGGAAAUGACCUUUGAGUGUCAGAAUUUGGGCAAGCUGACAACGGUGCAGAUCGGCCACGAUAAUUCAGGACUAUUAGCCAAGUGGCUUGUCGACUGCGUCAUGGUCCGAAACGAAAUCACUGGACACACGUACAAAUUCCCGUGCGGGCGCUGGCUCGGGAAGGGAGUGGACGACGGGAGCCUGGAGCGCAUCCUCAUCGGGGAGCUGGUCCCGUCGCCGUCCAGCGAGGAUCUGGGGAAACAGUGCCGGACACCGCCCCAACAGACGUCGCCCACUCUGGCCCGCAGGCUAAGCCUCACCUCUCUCACCGGGAAAGCGGCCAAACCCAAUGCCGGUCAAAUCCAAGAGGGAAUUGGGGAAGCUGUGAACAAUAUCGUGAAGCAUUUCCACAAACCCGAGAAAGAGAGAGGGAGCCUGACCGUAUUGCUUUGUGGAGAAAAUGGUCUGGUGGCCGCCUUAGAGCAAGUUUUCCAUCAUGGCUUCCGAUCCACCCGGAUCUUUCACAAGAAUGUGUUCAUUUGGGACUUUAUAGAGAAAGCUGUGGCUUAUUUUGAGGCCACCGACCAAACCGGAGAUAACGAAGAUGACGUCCUGAUUCAGAAAUCCUGCUGCAAGACCUUCUGCCACUAUGUGAAUGCUAUUAAUACCGCCCCUCGGAACAUCGGGAAGGAUGGAAAAUUCCAGAUUCUGAUUUGCCUUGGGACAAGGGAUCACUUGCUCCCCCAGUGGAUUCCGCUCCUGGCCGAGUGUCCCGCCAUUACAAGGAUGUAUGAGGAGACAGCCCUCCUUCGGGACCACAUGACCGUCAACUCCCUCAUCCGUGUCCUGAAGACGUUACAGGACUUCAACGUCGUCUUGGAAGGGUCCCUCGUUAAAGGAGUGGAUGUGUAGCCAAGCUUUGCGGGGGACUCUGGUGCAUUGCCUCUUUCCCCUCGUUCCCCCCCUUUCUCCGGUUCAAAACGCCCCCUUCCCACCCUCUCUCCCCCCUUUAGGGCCUUUGGGCUGUGGAAGUUAGUCCCCCCCUAAAAGGCGGCCCCGCUGAGAUCUCCAGGCGAGGACCGGGCCGGGGCAGGGGCUCUUUUACGUCCCCGACUAUAAACUGUCCUGAAGCUACAGGCAGGGUGAAUUGCAGUAUUGUAGUUCAUUUGAACCUGAGAUUUAGUAUGAAAUAGAGUAUUUUCGUGUGUUAGAUGUGUGUAAAUAUACUCUCUUCUUUAAGAAAUUAUAUUACUCUAAUAAGAAACUUUUUCUUAGACUGAAUGUUCUUGUGGCUGAAAAUAAGUAGCUUCAAAAAGCCAGGGAAGAGGGGCGGGAGGAGGGAGGUAAGAGAGUAACUCUUGUCAGGAAGAAGCCAGUAACUGUGUAAAUAGAGGGCAACCCCUUUAGGGCUUUUUUCUGAAACACCGCAGGUAUCACUAUGUAGCCAUUACCGGGCUCGAAACCCAGCCUUGGGAAUGUGGGGAAUGUAAUCACUUUGCCCACUGUACGCCCGUUUCCUUUUUUCGAUUUUGAAAGUCAUACACUGUCCCACUGUCCCACUUGAGCUGCCUGCCACGUUUCAGAUCUGUGGGACCGCUUUCACAGCCCAGCACGAGAGGGAGAGUUGGUGGAAACGUCCGGAGCGCUGGACGCGGGGAGGUCUGACGAGGACUCUCGCUGACUUGACUCCCCGUCGCGUCGUUCCAACUCGGCCACCCGCUAGUCCGUGCCGCUCCCCUGCCUGACUUCGCUCAGUUGAUGUUUGCGUUUGGGUUAUUUCAGAAACUUGGGGAAGAGGGGGCUUUCGUGACGCUCUCCCUGUUUUCAUAGCUUCCAAGGAUGCCACAGAUAGAGUCUCUGUGGGGCCACAUGAGAGUUGUUGAGGGCAGACACGGAGCAUCGGCCUCCCUGGGCUUUGGAAUUGGAUCGCAUCGAGAAUUAGAAUAAUUAUGGUAUUUGUUAAGCUCUUACCAUGUGCGAAACACUGUUCUAAGCGCUGAAGGGGAAGGAAAAGGAAAGGUUUUUAAGGAGUAAAGAUCCCGGAUGGCUCACGAUCGCAGUUGGUCUGAGCGUUUGCUUCCCACCGGGGUGGUUGUCCAGAGGCAGAUGGAGCGUACUGGGCCAAUCUGAGACAAAUUUUGGGUCACCUGGUUAAUUAUUUGGAAAUAGUAUUAUUUAAUGCACUGUUGAUAGCCAGCCUGCCUAACAGGAGGCAAGUUUGGGAGUCUCCUAGUGCCGGGCCUGAAACAAUAUGUGCAUCGGUUCUUUUUUCCUUCUUCAAAAUCUCCUGUAAAGGUAACAUUCAGCCUGUACAGGUAAAUGGCUAGCUGGGCCUCUUCGGUCAUUUCUAGGCCUUGAAGAUCUGAGUUCCCAAAGUUGCCAAGGGGAGAAAGGGCUGUUGGGUGUUAGCAAGGACCCACAGUCCUCCGCAAACCCCCACCUUCCCGCCUCCUCCCGGACCCCACUAAUAGUGAAAUUGUUCUGAUUUCUAGGCGAGCUGACCUAUACCUCAAUCUCAUCCUUCCCUCUAAAUCUUAAACUGGAACACUUCACAAUUCAUCGGGCCACAUUUAAAAUGGACUUUUGGGGAGACCUGUUAUAACUUUCAUUCACUUGAUCACAUUUAUUGAGCACUUACUGUGUGCAGAGCACUGUACUAAGCGCUUGGGGGAAUAACUUGGCCACUCUGAGUAAAGUUUUGUGUGAUUGUAUGUGUAUGUGUGUGAGAGAGAGAGAAAGCGAGAGAGAGUCUAGGAUUGGGCGAUUUGAUAAGCAGAGUUCUCUUAGGAAAUGUCAAGGUGGAUUUGGAAACUUGGAAAGGCUUGAAACUUUUAUGACACCGAAAAUAACUAGAAAAGAAAAGAUGAAGUAAAGGAAUGCUUGUUUGUUUUGUUUUUUCUUUUCAUAAAGCAGUGAGAGGGACUUGGGUUUUCAAUCGUCAGGGCGGAUAGGAAAGGGGAAGAAAAGUAUGUGCUAUUUGAGCUGUGAAAAUUUGCGGAAUGAAGGUUUCCAUGGUGCCACCGGGAUUCUGAGCCAGGGUUCACUGACUGACUGAGGUGGGAUGAUUGAAGUGUGGCUCAGUGGAAAGAGCCCGGGCUUUGGAGUC